Messenger RNA from Adineta steineri, 9222 nucleotides. Lineage: Eukaryota; Metazoa; Rotifera; Eurotatoria; Adinetida; Adinetidae. The record is from the annotation of a GenBank genome assembly.
AUGUAUUCAUCAUCACUGACUUCGAAUAGUUCAAUUUAUUUUCAAGAUUGUUCAGGAUUAGGUCCGUAUUAUGAAGCGAUACAAAUGAAUGUCACUGUAACUGGCUAUUAUACUUUUUUAAUCAACAGCGAGAUGAAUGCCACGUAUGGUUACAUUUAUACAAAUAAUUUCAAUGUAUUUAAUUGGCUUGAAAAUGUCCUUAUCCAUGAUGGAGACUAUGAAAAUCGAGGUCAGUUUCAACCCAAAGCUUUUCUUCAAGCCAACAUGAAAUACAUUUUUGUUAUGACAACAUCUUCUCCAAGUCUAAGAGGAAACUUUUCAAUUGAAGCAUCUGGCUCAAGCUAUAUCAGUUUCAAUCGUAUUUCGAAUGCUCCAUCAGUUGUUCAAAAUACUUAUAUAUCAGAACUGACAGCGAACAGUUCAACGUAUUUACUUAGUUGUUCAAGUUCAAGUUCUUACUAUGAAGCAAUACAAGUGAAUGUUCGUAGAAGUGGUUUUUACACAUUCUUCAGUCAAAGCAAUAUGGAUACAUAUGGUGUUAUUUACAAAGAUUAUUUCGAUCCAUCCGAUCCAAUGAAAAAUCGACUCUUAGAGAAUGAUCACGGCUGCGGUCAAGAUCAGUUUAGAUUCACAAUUGCUCUUGAGACUAAUGUUACGUAUAUAUUGGUUGCGACAACGUUUAAUUCUAAUAUAACAGGUGCAUUCGCGAUCUUUGUAUCUGGACCAAAUAAUGUUGAUCUCAAGAAUAUUAUGAAUACUCCAUCAGUUGUUCAAACAACUUAUACAUCAAAACUAACAACGAAUAGCUCAACGUAUUCACUUGUUUGUUCAAGUUCGAGUUCUUACUACGAAUCUAUUCAUGUGACUGUUCGUAGAAGUGGUUUUUAUACUUUCUUCAGCAAAAGCAAUAUGGAUACAUAUGGUGUUAUUUACAAAGAUUAUUUUAAUCCAUACAAUCCAAAUGAAAAUCGACUAUUAUACGAUGCUGUCAACUGCGCACCAUAUCAGUCUAGCUUUAGAAUUGCUCUUGAAGCCGGUGUCAGAUAUAUAUUGAUUGUGACAACGUAUGACUCCAAGGCGACAGGUGAAUUCUCAAUCUUUGUAUCUGGUUCGGACAAUGUUGAUCUCAAGAAAAUUACGGCUAUUUCAUCAGUUGUUCAAACAGUUUAUGCAUCGCAAUUGACAGUGAAUAGUUCAACCUAUUUACUUGGUUGUUCAAGUUCAAGUUCUAACUAUGAAGCGAUACAAGUAAAUGUUCGUAGAAGUGGUUUUUAUACUUUCUUCACCCAAAGCACUAUGGUCACAUACGGUUAUAUCUAUAAAGAUUAUUUUAAUCCAUACAAUCCAAAUGAAAAUCGACUAUUAUACGAUGCUGUCAACUGCGCACCAUAUCAGUCUAGCUUCAGAAUUGCUCUCGAAGCCGGUAUCACAUAUAUAUUGAUUGUGACCACGUUCAAUUCCAAUAUAACAGGUGCAUUCUCGAUCUUUGUAUCUGGUCCGAACAAUGUCGACCUCAAGAAUAUUAGCUCUCCAUCAGUCAUCGAAAUACCAUAUUCAUCAGCUGUACAAUCGAACUAUUCAUCAGAGCUAACAACGAACAGUCAAACAUAUUCUCGAGAUGCUCGAAAAUCGAAUUAUUACUAUGAAACUAUACGAAUGAAUGUAAUGGAAACUGGAUACUAUGCUCUCAUUAGUAAUAGCACUAUAAAUACAUUUAGUGAUAUUUACCAGGAUGAUUUUAAUCCAAUGAAUCCUUUCGAGAAUCUACUCUCACAGGACUAUAAGAGAUGUAGUUUUCAAGAUUUCAAGUUCAUUGUUUAUCUUCACAGUGACAUUACGUACAUAUUAGUGGUGACAACAUCUUCUCCAAAUAUGACAGGAAAGUUUUCCAUUCAAACAUCUGGUCCAAAUAACAUCACUCUUGAUCCUUACACGGCUACUUCAUCAGUUGUUCAAACAGUUUAUGCAUCAAAACUGACAACGAAUAGUUCAACGUAUUCACCUGGUUGUUCAAGUUUGAGUUCUUACUAUGAAGCAAUACAAGUGAAUGUUCGUAGAAGUGGUCUUUACAUAUUCUUCACCCAAAGCAAUAUGGUCACAUACGGCUCUAUUUACAAAGACUAUUUCAAUCCAUACAAUCCAUUUGAAAACCAACUCUUAGCCGAUAACAACGGCGACCAACAACAUCAGUUUAUAUUCACAAUUGCUCUUGAAGCCGGUAUCAAAUAUAUACUGAUUGUAGCAUCCUAUGACUCCAAGGUGACAGGUGAAUUCUUAUUACUGGUAUCUGGUCCGGACAAGGUUGAUCCCAUGCGUAUUAAUAUUUCAUCUACAUCAGCAACAACUGUAUUCAGUAAUAUCUAUAUAUACAAUGUAUUCACAUUAACUGAAAAUUAUCGAACAUGUAUGAGUAAAUCACUGGCUUAUAAUGAAAUUGAAAAUCAUUUUAAUUCGUUAUCCAAUUUAUAUUUUUUAUUUGGUAUAAAUAUUCAUCGACCAUUUAUAAAUGAAUAUGAUCAAAUACAUGCGGAUGCAAGUCUAUUUAUCAUAGUUAUUUGUAAAACUAAUUCAUCAGAUUGUAUUUCCAAAGGUGGUUCAUUACCAAUUAAAUAUAAACUCGAAUUUAUUAUUGAUGGUGUACCAUAUACUAAUAAAUAUUCAAAAAUUGAUCAUCAAUGGCAUAGAACUAAAAUAGUUAAUUAUGAUUUUCUUUACGAACCAAUUAAUUCUCAGUUAUGGUAUGAUCAACCAGAGAAUGAAAAAGGUUCAAUUUGGAAAAAUUUUAUUAUGAAUAUGGAUUUAUCGCAAAAUGAAAAUAUUUAUUCAAAAUGGGUUGAAUUUGAUAUCAAAAUUAAUGAUGCUGGAAUUCAAUUCAUCGAAGGACAACAAAUUUAUAAUAAUAUUACAGUACAACAAUUUACAUUACACUUUUUUGUUCCAACAUUUCAAUGUUUACAACCACCAUUGAUUUAUUUCGAUGAUUUUCUUACUACGAAAACUUAUCUAUCAGCUUUUCAUUUACAAUUAAUGUCUGAUAAAUGUCAUUUACAUAAAUAUACAUGCCAUUUAGAAAUGAUACAAUCACAAAUAGAUACAUCAGGAUUGACAAACAAAACAUUGCCUUCAAGUAAGAUAAUUAAUAUAACUACGAACCAUUUAUCAUUAUUUACACAACAAAUCUCCUAUGAACAAGUAAUAAAACCAACGAAUUUUAUUGAUCAUAUUUUUGAACAAAUAAUUAUUGAAAAUAAUUCGUUAUUUUAUACUACGGAAAUUUAUCGUAACGCAACAUGUACUAAUAAAAAUUCUCUAACAUCAAGAGAAUUUACUUUAUGCACACAAGAUAAUUAUAAAAAUGAAUCUGUAAUAAGAAGAUUUCGUAUAGAUAUUGUUCUAUGCAAAUAUUCUAUAUUAAAUACUCAACAAUGUUCAUUUUCUCUUUAUCAACAUGUAUUAAAUGAAACUUUACGUUUAUUUAUACCAAUUCAAAGUGAUAAUAUAAUAUUCAUUGGAUUUAUUCGUCUUUUAAAAAACUUACCACAUAAUGAAUGGAUUAGUCAUCUGAAUGAAAGUUAUGAUAAAAUUCAAUCAUAUCAACUAAUAAAUUUCUAUGAUCAUAUGAUUGAACUUAAAACUGAUGUUAGCAGCAUUAAUACCAUCAUUCGUUAUUAUCAAAUUAUUACUGAUCAGAGUCAAAUAUGUCAUCUCGUAUGUCGAAAUCAUUGUGUACAACAAUCACCAAAUCAUACAGAUUAUUUUAUAUCUCAAUCAAUAACAGAAUUAAUUUUAUUUUGUGUUAAAUGUAAUUUUAGUGAAAUUUUUCAACAACUCAAUCUUUCGACUCUUCAUUCUCAUACAAUUCUAUCACGUGAUAUUGCAUUAGUUCGAUUUCAAAUUAUUAAUAUAUUUCAACAAAUAUCUAUCAAUUGUAUUAAUGAUCAAAAUGAAAUAUUUAUUAUUAAUGCAAAUUUUCAUAUAAUAAAUCAAAAUAAUACAUCUAGUUCAUUUUCUUGUUUAGUUAAUCCAAUGAAUAUUUAUCCAUAUCAUGAUGAAAUCACUCUUGAAUGUACAAAUUUUACUACACGUGCAGAUAUUAUUCUUUGGGCUGUAACGAAACAUAAACAUGAGGAAAUUCGUAUUUUACUUAAUCCAUUAUAUGUUACAAAUGAAAUUUUGAAUUCAAAUAUUCAAAUGAAGAUUUAUGGUAUUCCACAUGGUAAAAAAGUUUUUUUAGAAAUUAGUUCAUCAUUAUUUUCAAUAAAUGAAAGUUAUGAAUUAACAAUAAAUUAUUUAACUAAGAAAUUAAUUACAAAAAUGAAUAUUGCAUUAGAAUGGAAUUAUUUUUCUAGUGCAAUUCGAUUAAUGAACGAAUAUUUAAAUAUAUAUGAAAAUGAUUUUGAUCUUUUGGAUGAUCAUACUAAUCCACGUCUAGAAUUAGUUAAUCUUAAUCAAACAUCAUAUUUAAUUAGUAUUAUUAAUUAUUACCGUUUAAUAUUAGCUUAUAUCGAUCAAGAAUUACUCUAUAUUAAAGCAAAAGAUUUUUCACAAAAAAUCUAUUCAAUUGUUAGUAUCAAUAAUAAUCUUAUAUCAACACAACUGUUCAAAUAUAAAAUCUUCUAUCCUGAAUCUGGUAAUGAUUAUCUUGAUCCUUAUUUUUCCUUGUUAAUUCAAUUAUCUUCACAUCCAAAAAUAAUUACUUAUCAAACAUAUCAUCUACUUCGACAUACGAUCAAAUUCAUAUCAUUAUCUUUACCAGAUAUAUCAUAUUCUUUUCUAAUGAAAGUACUUGACCUUUGUUAUAAUCUACGUAUAUAUAUAAAUGAUUUUGAAUCAAUGCCAAUAUCAACGAUAACAGAUACAAAUAGUCUAUUUGAAUUUAAUCAAAUGAUUAGUCGAAUUCUUGUUAUGAUUCAUACACAAUUUAAAUUCAAUAUAUCUUCCAAUACACAAAUAAACAGAACUAAUGAUGGUCUGCUUGAUUUUAUUGUCAAUAUGAGUGCACCAUUUGUUACAAAACGUUGGGCAUUUAAAUCUGAUCAGUUUUUACCACGUUAUAAUAUGAAGAGUCGAACACUUACAACAGAUCAAUUAAAUAUCUUAUACUAUCCUCAAGAAUAUAUUCCACUUAAUCAUGAAACUUCAACUGAUUAUCUUCUUGGUCAAUUAUUUUCAAUUGAAUCAAAUAAUUCUCUAACAAUAAAUUCUAUAUCACACAUAUUUUUUUCACUUCAACAAGUCUAUUUAAAUACAUCGAAUAUAUUACAAAAAUAUUUUUCAAAAAUCUUAUUAAUUCGUAUUGGAAAAAAUUUCUAUUCACAUAGAUUUUCAUUUCAAAUGAAUACAACAAAAUUAGCUCGAAAUAUUUCAUUAUUUUUUAUUGAUUUACCAAAUUCUCAAAAAUAUUUAUUUACUAUUGAUAUUGCUUAUAAUAAUUCCUGUUUGAAAUCGAAAAGAAUCUACGAAAAAAAUUUGAAAUAUACGCUUUCUUUUGAUUUAUGGCAAGAUAAUUAUUAUGUUUAUUCAAUACCAAUUAUACCAAUGUCAUUUGUAUGUGGACAGGUUGAAAUAACAUCGAAACAUGUAUCUAUUCGAAAUUUGAAAAGAACUGGACAAUUUCUGAUCAUUGAAACUGGUUGUUAUUCCUUUGAUAUGGAUAUUUAUGAAAAUUACUAUUCAAAGUUAAAAAUCGAUAAAUGCCAAUUGAUCAAUGACGAUGAACUCCACUUAGGAGAUAAUUUACUAUUAGGUGCUCAUCUUACUUGUCGCUGUCAAUCUGCGAUUAAUAGAUAUUUUGUUCUAUGUCAACCAAAACCUAUUCUUGUUGAAUAUGAAUUAAAUGCACAAACUUGGCUUCAUUUCUAUAUCUAUAUUUCUGUAUUACUUCUAAUUUUUCUUUUUUUUGGUCUCUAUGCAAUUUAUAAAGAUACAUCGGACGAUUAUAAACCUCUAGUAUAUUUUGUUAAUGAUAAUCAUAUUGGUGCUGUAAAUAGUCAUCUUUAUCAAUUAACAAUUUUUACUGGUCUUCAACAAUCAACAACAAAAGAUUUUCAAAUCUAUAUUCGUUUAAUUGGUGAAACAUGUCAUGAUAUAUCGCAUUGUUUAAAUUUAAAUAUAUCAAAUGUUUUUCAACGUGGUAGUGUUGAUCAAUUUCUACUUAGUUCUUUUAUUGAUAUAGGACGAAUUGUUGCUAUAAAUAUAUGGCAUAAUGAAAUCAAUUUUCAAUCAGAUUUUUAUAUUCGUCAUUGUAUCUUAUAUGAUUAUAAUCAUUAUCAUACAUAUUAUUUUUCUUGUUAUACAUGGUUAUCGUUACGAAAAGGUUUAAAUAGAAUUAAUGAGAUAUUUUAUGUUGCACAAGAAGUUGAUCAAUAUGCAUUUGGUCAUUUAUUUCUUUCGACAUAUUCUUGGCUUUAUUAUCAUUAUUAUUUAUUAAAUUCCGUUUUUAAAAAACAAAAAAUAAAUACAUUAUCAAGAAUCUAUCGAUUACAUAUUUAUUUUUCGUUAGUUAUUAUUCAACUUUAUUUGAUUCAAUUAAUUAUUAUUUCAUGUCGAAAAUUAAUCUCAAAUCAACGAUGUAUUUAUAUUUUUCCAUCAUUUCUUUUCCUAGUUGAUCAAUCAUUUGUUGCAUCCGGUUGGACAGAAAUCUAUCAGAUAAUUCGUCUCAAUUUCCUUCCAUCAAUUUUCAUUGCGCUGUUUCUUAGUUGUAUUACUGCUUUUUUAACACCAAUUUUUAUUUGGUGUUUAACAUGGUUAACAAAUCGACUUGAACUUUAUCGACAAUUAUUGAAUUCUAGAUUGCAUUAUCAACAUUUUGAUAAUUUACAUUCAACAUUAUAUACAUUAGCAUCAACUAUUGCUGAUUUAAAUCUCUAUCGGCAAGAUCUUGAACAAUUUGAAUUUAUUCAUAAAUUUGAUUUACAACAUCGUUUGAGUAUUAGUACAAUAGGAGAAAAUGAACAAAAUAUUUCGCAAUCAGAUACUAAAAUUGAACAAUAUAAAUCACUUUUAAAUCUAUCACAAAAUUCUCAAGUAUGGAAAAAUCGAGCUUUCAAAAAACCUAUUCUUCAAACACCAAUAUAUUCAAAACAUCCUGAAUCAAAUGAAAUAUUCAAUGAUGAUGAUAAUGAUGAUCAGUCAUUAUCAACUGAUCAUAGUUCUCAAACAAGUAUACAAGAAAAAGACAUAAUAAUACCUACUAUUAAUCUAAAAAUUAAUUGGCCAGAUGCACCUACUCAACCAUCAUUGAAUAUGUUUCGAUUCUAUUCAUCUAUUUAUUAUGGAUUAUUCAUAAUUCCUGGUGCAAUAUCCAUUGUUUGUAUAUAUUUAACAAUGAAAACAUUUAUCGAAAUUGAAAAUUAUUUUUUAACAUCAACUAUUCUAUUUAUUCAUAUUAUAACUAUAUUAUUUACAUUAAUAUUUGAAUUAAUUUUUAUCUUAUUAAUAUCUUUACUAAAUGCAACAUUUUUACAUAUGACAGAUGAAGAAAAAUUUAUUUCAACAACUGUUCAAAUUCCAGUUUCAUCUACAAAUGAUAUUCAACAAAAUCAAUUAAAUCAUACAUUUACACUUCAUCGAGAUCUGACAUUAACUGAUGUACAAUUACGUGAACGCAUUCGAGAACGUUUUCUUGAAUCAUCAAUUAUUCGUGCUGUUAGAGAUGUUAUUGGUUAUAUUUUAUUUAUGAUUAUCAUUAUCAUGGUAUUUGCAGAAACAUCUCGAGAUCUUGAAACACAUUUAACUAUGAGACAAUAUACAUUACAAUUACUUGUUCGUGAAGAUAUUUUUCAAAAUAUUGAUCAUAUACCCGAUACAAUGGAUUGGAUAAAUUAUUUUAUUGAAAAUCGUCUUUUUCUUCAACAUAAAGAUUAUUCUUGUCAAAAAGAUACAUGUAAUUAUUUUCCAAUACCUGAUUCACCAUUGUAUCUAAGUAAAAGUAUUCGUAUACGUCAGAUACGUGUUGAACGUAAAGAUUGUCAUAAGAAAAUCAAUGAUUUAUUCUAUCCUUUACUACCACCGACAUGUUCUGUUGAUGGAAAUGAUUUAAUGGAUAAUAAAUUAUCUGUUCUUAAUGGUCAACGAAAAUGUUCUGGUUGGAAUAAUGAAUUUUGUCAAGAUAUUUGUAAUUAUACGUCAAUAUGGUCUGCAUUAGCAUCUAAACGAAUAAUCAAAUUUUAUACAACAUACGAAUCUCCAUGGUAUUUUAUGUUACAUUUAUCAGCAAAAGAAACGGUUGAACGUUGUAAUCGUAAACGAAAAUAUUAUGAUUUAAAUAAAUAUAAUUGGUUAGAUGAAAAAACUUUAGUUCUCAUAAUUGAAGGAAAUUUAUAUUCUCCACAAACAACAUCAAUGAUAUCAUUUAUAUUAACUAUGGAAAAAAAUCAGUACGGAAUUAUUGAAAAAGAUAUUUUUAUUGAAGUAUCAGAUUAUACAUUAACAACAAUUGAUAAUGAAAUAGAAGUACAAAAUACUACUCAAGAAAUACCAAACAUAAAUAAUAAUAAUAAUAAUAAUGAAACUCCAUUUGUUAUUACACAUUAUUUAUUUACUGUUUUAUUAUUUUUCAUUUUUACAACAAAAUUAUUCGGUAUAGCAAAAUUUACUCGAAAUUUUGGUUUAUAUGGUUUUGUUUCUUUUCUUCGUACAUUACCGAAUAUUAUCGACGUUCUUCAAUUAAAUAAUCUAAUUCAAUCAUUAAAUAUUCAUAAUUUAUUUUUAUCAUUUCGUGUAUUAAUUAUUAAUAAAACAAUAUUAAAUCAUUUAAUUGGUUUAAUAUGUUUAUUUGCAAUAUUUAAAUUUCUUUAUUUACUUAAAUUUAAUCCGAAAACAUAUUUACUUGCUGAAACAAUGUAUAAAUCAUCUCAAGGAUUUCUAAUUAUAUUAUUUUUUGCAUUUAUGAAUUAUUUUAUAUUUACAUUAAUUGGUCGUUUACUUUUUUCCAAUGAAGAAAAUUUUCGAACAUUUUUUGUUGCUUUUCGUGUGGUUUUAAUUUCAUCGAUUAAAGAUGCAGCAUCAACGGAUAAUUUUAUUCCAAUAACAAUAACAAGAGCGCUAUGGCAAUUUUUUCUUUGGCUUUUUUCAGCAAAAAUUAUAGAAUAUUUUUUAAUAUCAUUUGUUAUUCAAAAAUUUUCAAAUAUUAGAAAAAAUCAUCAAUUAACAGAUGAAGAAAGAAUUGUGGGAAGAAUAUUUCAAACAUUUUGGACUUAUUUUGCUUUUAAUAAAAAAUAA